AACCACGCGGCCACUACAAAGCAACAACAAUAGCACCAUUAGCAGAUGUCAUCGUGCGUGCGACAAACAAAAGCGAAGGAAGAGAUAAAACAGCCAGGCAUGUCCGAGCCGUCUCAAUCAUAUCAGCACUACCUGUUCCUCCAGUCGCGAACCCACCCUCGCCCAAAAUGGUCGCUAUUUACGUUCUCUUGUUCGUUCCUGUGAUCCUGGUAGCUUCGGAACAUUCUGGAGCGUACUCCUCGCCUCAGUAUGCGAAGAAGUUGUAUCCGAAGUUUGAUACUAACGCGCUUUUACCUGACGAGAAGCCUCCGUUACCGUUCAAGAGGCAGAUCGACAGAUAUGAUAGUGAUGGGAACGAUACGACGCAGUACGGGAGGUCGUCGUUGUUGAAGUCGGCGGGUAGCUUCCUGAGCGGCGCCGGUGGACAGGUGUUGACGAACUUGGCGAAGGAAUUUGUUGGGCGUUCGACUGGUAGCAGCCAGGUUGGUUUUGACUGCGUCUCGCAGGUCCUAAGCUUGAAUCUCACAAAUUUGGUGAUCCUGAUCGUGCUGAAGGCGUUAAUCCUGGCUGCUGGUUUCUUCGGAGCUGGAGCUUGGAAAGGCGGUCAUCACUACGCCAGGAGUCUUGAUGACAACACCAACGCGUCAUACAUCACGGAGGACGAGAUCCUGCUGUACCUGAGCUACCUGGCGGGGCAACAGAGCCGAGACUACGGCUGCCUGUACCGCCUCUCGUGCAAGAAGCCCCAGCAAGCUGCACUUUAUUCAUCGGGGGCGGAGAUUCUGCUGCAGGGAGCGAGGUUGUUGCAAGGGAACAGCAUCGAACUGGAGCCAUACGAAGAGGUGUCAAAAGGCAUCAAGCAAGCGUCUGCCUGGGGCGAGGAAGGCAUGAACUGCGACACUCACUACCAGUGUGAAGAAUAACCUUUAAA
Cydia amplana is the source of this 931-nucleotide messenger RNA. RefSeq lists its product as uncharacterized. The transcript is spliced from 4 exons. Bases 168 to 923 code for a protein of 251 amino acids. Lineage: Eukaryota; Metazoa; Arthropoda; Insecta; Lepidoptera; Tortricidae. The record is from RefSeq and is a predicted model, not a curated record.